This is a messenger RNA of Mytilus trossulus (common blue mussel), 2773 nucleotides long. Its product is annotated as b(0,+)-type amino acid transporter 1-like. The record is from RefSeq and is a predicted model, not a curated record. Gene Ontology annotation, cellular component: membrane. NCBI's taxonomy places the organism in Eukaryota, Metazoa, Mollusca, Bivalvia, Mytilida, Mytilidae. Gene Ontology annotation, molecular function: L-amino acid transmembrane transporter activity. Bases 162 to 1670 code for a protein of 502 amino acids. The transcript is spliced from 13 exons. Gene Ontology annotation, biological process: amino acid transmembrane transport.
GUAAACCGUUAAUGCAUUUGAAUAAGAAACAAAUAUACAUCCGUAAACCAUUCAAAGUGAAUCACGUAUCGAAAUAUUGGGAGGUGAAUCGGAUCUAUUUUACAAUGAUAAACAUUUAGAAUAUUAAGUUAAAGUUGUCGAUUUAUUAUUCCUUCUUUAAAAUGGACAAUGCAGGAUACAAAGAAGAGCCUUAUGACGAGAAUGAACUUCGGAAGCGACCUAUAAAUGGAAAUGUAGAUAGAAGCGUCAAUGAUGGGGGUGUGGUGAUAGAAAAUACAGUAACUCUUAAGAAAACUGUUGGUCUUAUAAGUGGAACAUCUUUCAUCGUAGGAACUGUCAUAGGGUCCGGUAUUUUUAUCUCUCCAAAGGGUGUUCUAACAGAGACUGGCUCCGUCGGACUAAGUUUGAUAGUAUGGGGUUUAGGGGGUAUGCUUUCCCUACUUGGAUCAUUGUCAUAUGCAGAACUAGGAUGCAUUAUAAGGAAGUCUGGAGGAGAAUACGCCUACAUAGGAGCGGCUAUGGGACGUGUGCUAGCUUUUCUUUUUGCCUGGACUAAAAUCAUAGUGUUAACACCAUCGAGUGUGGCUAUCAUUACAUUGACGUUUGCCCAAUAUUUCAUUACAUUUUUCCCAUACUGUGGAAUACCGCAAGUGCCGCUUAAGAUUAUAGCCGCAACCAUAAUAGUGACGCUGACCAUCAUCAACUGUUAUGAUACAAGAGCAGGCGCCAGCGUACAAGUUAUCUUCACAGCUGCUAAGCUUAUUGCCCUAGUGAUCAUUGUAAUAGGAGGACUGGUUAAACUAGGACAAGGACAUACAGCUACAAUGAAGACAGGGUUUGAUGGAACUGUCGGGUCGGCGUCCGGUGUUGCUUUGGCAUUUUAUGAUGCAUUAUGGGCUUACGAUGGUUGGAAUAAUUUGAAUUACAUCACAGAGGAACUCAAGAAUCCAUAUGUAAAUCUACCCCGAGCUAACAUCGUUGGUGUACUGUUAGUGACCGUUCUCUAUGUUUUAGCCAAUAUUUCAUAUCUGGUUGUGUUGGGAACAGAUGGUUUGUUGGAAUCUGAUGCUGUUGCCGUGACAUGGGGAGAGGAAGUACUUGGAUCUGCUGGUAUAAUAAUGCCAAUAUUUGUUUUGUGUUCAACAUUUGGUGCUGCAAAUGGAUCCUUAUUUUCAGGGGUCAGAACACUAUACUCUGCUGCAAGAGAUGAACAAUUUCCAGAAAUAUUGUCAUAUGUAAACUGUCGAAGGUAUACACCAAUCCCAUGUCUUAUAUUUACAGCAACCUUAUCGUUAUUAAUGUUGAUUCCCGGUGAUAUUGGGCAAUUGAUUGACUUCUUUAGUUUUGCUGCAUGGUUGUUUUAUGCACUGGCCAUCGUUAGUUUGUUUAUUUUACGAUGGAAAAUGAAGGAUGCUCAUAGACCAAUAAAAGUGUUUUUAUUGCUGCCAAUGAUAUUUUUGGCCUGUUCUAUUUACCUUGUCAUUGCACCAAUAAUUCAAGAUCCAAGAAUUGAAUUCCUUUAUGCUGCUAUCUUUAUGGUCGGUGGUCUAGUGUUUUAUAUUCCAUUAGUUCAUUUCCAACUUAUGACAGGGCGAUUUGAUACAGUGACUCGGUUUUUACAGAAACUUAUGGAAGUUGCGCCAAGUCCGUAUGUUCCAGACUUUGACUGAAAAUAGAAAAAAACAGACUACAAGAAAACAAACAGUGGUUGAAUCAUAUGCUACUAUAUAUAGUCGUUCCUUUUAUGAAAAUCAUACCAAAGUGAACAAAAUAAAGUAUCUUAUUGUCAUUGAUUUGAGAAGAUGCAUAUUCUUACACGCCAUAAAAUGUAAAUAUUGUCUUGUCAGGUGCAGUAUAAUACUUUGUUAUUAUCGAACAAUUAUUAUACCUCCGCUUUCAAAAAAGGGGGGUAUACUGUUCUACCUCUGUCUGUCAGUCCGUCCGUCAGUCAGUCCGUCCCAUGAAUAUUUUUCGUCGCAUUUUUCUCAGGAACUACAAUACAAGGAUUUCUGAAAUUUGGUUUCAGGGUUUAUCUAAGUCAGCUAUACCGUGUGAUGCGUUUCCAGAUUGAUCACUUGACAACUUCCUGUUUACCGAACACUUGUAUGAUUUUACACAUGAUAGCCAAGUUGAAAAUUUUCGUCACAUUUUUCUCAGGAACUACAAUACAAGGAUUUCUGAAAUUUGGUUUCAGGAUUUAUAUAAGUCAGCUAUACCGUGUGAUGCGUUUUCAGAUUCAUCACUCGACAACUUCCUGUUUACCGAACACUUGCAUAUUUUUACACUAUUUAUAUUAUCCACUUGCGGCGGGGGUAUCAUCAGUGAGCAGUAGCUCGCAGUUUCACUUGUUAUUAUUGCAUUAUCUUAAACGGAUUAGUUAUUUGAUUUUGAAUUCAAUUAUUAUAGCUUUCUACAUUUCGUUUUAUUGUUUGAUCUUCUUGUUUAUCUUUUGAAUUGUAAUCGUAUUUUAUAAGCAGAGUCCCUCAUUAUCUUUAUUAGAAAUGUUUCUUUUUCAAAAGAAUUUUAAAAUGUUACUAAAUAGAUAAGUUCGCUUUAUAAAGUUGCGUUCGAAAUGCAGUGCUUUUCUGAAAUGAGUUAAUAAAACAGUACAUUUGAAUAUUAAGUAUUUGCUGUAAACACUAUUUUGUACAUGUAUAUUGAUAAAGUCUGAUGAACAUUGUUGAACUCUGUUGUAGAGAUACAUAUACAUGUAUACAACAAAUAAAGACAGAUCAAAAUGAGUAUUUUAUUGAUGUUUUUGAACUUCAGCAAU